Carica papaya (papaya) is the source of this 306-nucleotide messenger RNA. NCBI's taxonomy places the organism in Eukaryota, Viridiplantae, Streptophyta, Magnoliopsida, Brassicales, Caricaceae. The record is from RefSeq and is a predicted model, not a curated record.
AUGGCCGUAUCCAGAGGACUCGUUGUCUGCUGCUUCUUGACACUGGUGGUCUCUGCAUUUUUUAUCAGAGUCAGCAACGCCGAGAUUCAUGCUGCAGGCCAUGAAUCUUGUGGUGGCAUCCACCCAGAUGAUCACCAGCGCUGCAUCGAUCGCGGUGGUGAUGAUGACGACAAUGAUUUUGAUGAUACUUACAAGAUCAUCAACCAGAUGAAGAUCCAGGCUCCCCUUUAUGGAAAAUCUUCUUUGAUUCAUUCAGCUGUUUCUCAGGAGUUUGAUCUAUUAAUGGGAGAUAUCUUAAAUGUUUGA